Diorhabda carinulata is the source of this 1989-nucleotide messenger RNA. RefSeq lists its product as uncharacterized. The record is from RefSeq and is a predicted model, not a curated record. The transcript has a single exon. Lineage: Eukaryota; Metazoa; Arthropoda; Insecta; Coleoptera; Chrysomelidae. Bases 1 to 1989 code for a protein of 662 amino acids.
AUGACUAAAUUAACUAUUGAACCCGAUGGAAUUAAAUACUUUUUACCACAUCAUGGUAUUUUAAAAGAAAUGAGUACGACAACUCGUUUACGCGUAGUUUUUGAUGGAAGCUGUAAGACGUCUACAGGGUGGUCGCUUAACGAUCUACAAUAUAUCGGCCCUAAAGUUCAGAAUGACAUUAUAAACAUUCUUUUACGAUUCAGAACAUAUAAAUUCGUGGUUUCAGCUGACAUAUCAAAAAUGUAUCGUCAAAUUCUCAUAGAUCGAGAGCAUAGACCUUUACAACAGAUACUAUGGCGUGAUAACCCCAAAAGUAACUUUUGCACUUAUCACUUGAAUACAGUUACAUAUGGAACUCGAUCAGCUCCAUAUCUGGCUAUCAAGUGUAUUAAGACGCUAGCGGAACACAAUAUGAAUCAAUACCCCAAAGCCUGUGAAACAAUACUAAAGGACAUGUACGUGGACGAUUUGUUGACCGGUUCUAACGAUUUAAUAGAAUUACAAAAAUUAUGCAAAGACAUAUAUGAUGUCUUAUCAUCCGCUAAUUUCAUUUUAAGAAAGUGGAUUUCUAAUAAUUUUCAAGUAGUUUGUGGCUUCAAAGAUAACAAUAUCUCAAAUGCAAUUUUAGAUAUAGGUGAUAAAGAAAGUUGUAAAACUUUGGGAAUCCAAUGGGACAAUAAAAAUGACAUUCUAAAAUAUACAAUUAAACAAUUUACUCAUCGAAACACAAUUACUAAACGUCACAUUCUUUCAAUUAUUGCUCAAAUUUACGAUCCUUUAGGGUUAUUGAGCCCUUCAAUAGUUAUUGCUAAAUUAAUAAUACAGAAAUUAUGGUCCCUACACAUUAGAUGGGAUGAGCCUAUUCCACAAGAUAUAGAACAAACUUGGUAUCGAUUUCAGAAUGAACUUGGCAGUUUAAAUCAAUUAUCUAUUCCUAGAAAUGCUAUUUAUUUAAACUAUGUACUUACAGAUGUCCAUUGCUUCUGCGAUGCAUCGAGAGAUGCAUAUUCAUGUUGCAUAUACUUACGCAGUGUUGACGAUAGCGGAAAUUAUAACAUUCAAUUACUAUGUGCCAAAACCAAAGUGUCGCCACUGAAGACAAUAACAAUUCCAAAACUUGAAUUGUGUGCUUGUCUUCUAGGAGCACAACUAGUAAAUACUGUGGUCAAUGCCCUCAAUUUAAAAAAUAUUCAUUAUUGUUUGUGGUCCGAUUCUCAAGUCGCCCUAUGUUGGAUUAACACGGAACCCAAUUUAUUACAGACCUUUGUUGCUAAUCGCGUAUCUAAAAUACAAUCUCUCACGAAAAUUGAAAAUUGGAGGUAUGUUAGUACUAAGGAAAACCCUGCAGAUUUAGCAUCUCGAUCUAUAAUGCCUAAAAUGCUGAUGUCAAGUGCAAUUUGGUGGAAAGGACCUCAAUUUUUAUUGUUACAAUCAUCAGAUUGGCCAAUUACUAAUUUUUCAAUUUCUAAACACGAUCUCCCAGAACUAAGAAAAUCUAAAACUAUUUUGGUCAUAUCACAACAUACAAAAAUUUGUGAUUUAUUUACAAAAUUCUCUUGUUUACAACGAUUAAAAAGAGUCACAGCAUAUUGUAUGCGUUUUAUCAAUAAUGCACGAAAAUCUGAUACCAAAGUUAUUGGCCCAUUAUCAGUUGAAGAAUUGGAAAACACCAAUACUAUUUUAAUUAAAUUAUCUCAAAUGGAAUCAUUUUCCGAGGAGCUAGAAUUACUUCGUCAAAACAAGCAAUUAGAUGCUAAACAUAAAUUUGCCUCAUUAGCGCUCUUUAUUGAUGAGAAAGGAAUCAUCAGAGUUGGGGGACGAUUAAAAAAUACUUACUUACCAUUUAACAUCAAACAUCCAAUCUUACUCUCAAGUAAACACAAUUUUACCAAGCUAAUUUUUAAUCAUAAACAUAGUCAAUUGUUACACCCAGGACCACAACUAUUAUUAAGUUCGGUUCGACAAUUCUACUGGCCAAACAAACAGUGA